Molecule: messenger RNA, 3513 nt
Organism: Scaptodrosophila lebanonensis
Lineage: Eukaryota; Metazoa; Arthropoda; Insecta; Diptera; Drosophilidae
Gene: sac
Product: dynein heavy chain 1, axonemal
Exons: 1
Coding region: 53-3358 (1101 amino acids)
Biological process (GO): microtubule-based movement
Cellular component (GO): dynein complex
Molecular function (GO): dynein light intermediate chain binding; minus-end-directed microtubule motor activity; dynein intermediate chain binding
Source: RefSeq, a predicted model, not a curated record
UAAAAUUGUAAGAGAAAAUUAAUUCCUAAACGUGAAGGACUAUUUCUCAAAUAUGGACGCCAACGACAAAACCGUUGGGAGAUUUAUUGACAAGUCAGGUGAUAGCACUGAUACCCUUACUUACCGGAGCGAUGAUUCAACAAAGUCGAGAGCCUCCGGCAACCAGUCCAGUCGCAGUUCAUCGUCUUCCGUCGUACCCUUGAUUGCAAUGCAGGGCGCAGUGACCGAAGAAAUAUUUCCGAAGCACAUUUGUAUUCUGCCACCACGUCCGGGCACAGCGACCAAGAGUUUCCACGAACUCUACAUACCGCGUCACCAGUUGGCCCAAGUUUUCUAUCCCAUACAGGAGGCACAACGCUGGCUAUCGCUAACGGACAAAAACGGUAAGAUCCAUCGCUUUCCGCUACCCACCAUACUGCCAAAGGUCAUACAGACGCGCUACGUGCCCAAACGUCAUCUGCCCAAGGAUGUUGAGGUGGAUCGUCGUCGGCGACAAUAUGCGAAAAUCAAUCUGGCCGAGGAGCUGCUCAAGGCGGGCAUCACAGACGAUGUUCUGCAACCCACAGAGGAGCAAUACAACAUGCUCUCCGAGUUCGCCUUUCCCCACAAGUUUCCGCUGAGCUACUUCGAUGACAGCAACUAUGACAUCAACUCGCCCGAGGCGUGGUUUGAAUUGGGCGUUGUGGGGGACGAACGUUAUCCGCUUCCGGCAAGGGCGUAUCUGCCGCUUAGCAGGGGCCUGGUCAGCUGUAGGUGGGUAACGGCGGCGGUAAGUGCUCAUGAUCCAGAGACGGAUAUGUGGACGUUGACAUCGCUGGAGGAUGAUUGCACCUAUUUGGUGCCGAAGCUACAAUUUAUGUUCUUUGCCGAGAAUCCACACAGAUAUAUACAGCGUCUGAAGGCAGCCAUUCAUGAGCGACACAAGGGCGAGCAACUGAUGCUGAUGGAGCUUAUUGUGGACUGUGUUCUGCACGAGGAUCUGGAGUCGACAAGCUUCUACACCUUCAAGCCCAUCGAGGCAGUGCUCGAGCGGGCGAAAAUCUCAUCGCAGGGCAAGCGUCGUUUACGUGCUGAAGUCAACCUGGUCUUUGAGCGUCUGAUGGCGCUCUACGAAUUGGAGAAAUUCAUACUGCUGAUGCCCAAGGAGUUUCCGCAGUUUCGCAACAUCUCGCUGAAGGACUUCCUACCCCAUGCCUUUCACGUCAACUUUUCCGCGGUGGAACGACGUGAGAUGCAAGCCCUGCAAUUGGAUAUGGUUAAGAAGCGCCACGAUCUGCUUAAGGCAACGCUCUUCUACUGCGGUGGCGGCAUUGAAGCGAUGUCCGGAGUUGCUGUGGAGUGCCAGCACAUAGAGACAAUGGCCAUUUUCGUUUGUACCUUCAGUAAGCCCAUGCCGUUGGUUGAUUUCCUGCAAUCGCAGGAGGCGCACAGCGACAAUGUGGCCACGUUCCUGAAGGUCUAUUGGCCGCAACAGAUCACAUCGGUCAUUACUGUGGUGCUGCGGGCCUUGGGGAAAGGGUGGCUGGACAUUUCACUCACCAACUGGCCGGUGUAUGAGAUGUGCAAGAUUUCACGCUUCAUUCUGCAGGUGAAGUUUCGAAUGCAGGAGUCCAUGCAGGUGCUGCUGGAAACCUCGCUCUACACCUUCUCUCGCUUCGUCUGCGACCCCUGUCUGCAGUUUCUCAAACUGAAGAAGAACUACAUCUGGACCAAUAACUAUAUAGACACCGAGUUUCCGUAUCCGAAGCCAGUCUUCGCCUUGAGCAUAGGAAUAAAUGAAGAGCGCAGGGUAUACUACUCCACAGAGCCCGAAGAAUUUCAACCCCUGGUGAUGGACAUUUUUAAGAGGGGACUGGAGAAAACUUCAGGUGUGCGUUGUGUUGAUGCUUAUGUAAUGACCGGUCUGCAUUUUGCCCCAAAUCUCUAUAUACUGACUGUCGAGCUAAUCGAGGAUAAGUUCAUUGAACAGAACGCGCUAAUUGCGGAGUGCUAUGGCCAGGCGGUGUUACCUCUGAGGGCCUAUGCGCGUCUGUACGAGCGCUUCAUCAACUUCUAUUUGUUGAAUGUCAAUAAAUUUAUGGUGGACUAUGCCGCCGUCCACAAACCCUCCUCGCAGGUGAAGUUCGACAUAUUGGAGCACAAGCGGCAAAAGGAGGAGAUCCGGCGAAUACUGCCCGCCUACAUUACGAUCGGACCGUUUCACAUCAACGUGGACACCCUGAAGCAGUUCCUGAUUAAGAAACACAUCGAUAUUGUGCGUCGCAUCUUCGAAUACUAUGUGGAUCGAAUGUACGAAACGAACGAUGCAUUGCUGGAGCGCUGCCUCGACAUGUACAACAAGAUUUCGGAGCGGCCUAUUAGCAUCGAACAUUUGUAUGAGAUACGUGACUAUGCGCUGACUGUACCCGCUUUGGUCGAUCAACUGCGUGCGGAUAUACAGAUCAUGUGGCUGGAGUACGAUCUGCUGGACAGUUUCUUCUAUAAUCUGAGCGAUCAUCAGUUUGUUAUGAAGUGGAAUGUCUAUGCCUGGCCGCAUCAAAUCAUGCAACGGCUCUCCACACUGAAGGAGGAACAGAAGAUCGACAUAGAGGAGUUUCUGCGACAACAUUCAAGCGAAUGUGCUGGCUUCGAGGAGCGUCUGGAGUCGCUCAAUGAUGAGGUGCAGGCCUUCUCGCUCCAAUUUAAUCCGAAUCGCGCCCAAGAGACCUCCGUGGAUGUGAAGAAGACCUGGGUGCUUAUCAAUGAGCUGGAAAAGGUUGGACAAACGCUGCAGUAUCGUCAGGCGCUAUUUGAACUGGACCCUCUGUCAAUGGAGUUCUUCGAGAGCAUAGUUUCCAGUUUCGAGCCCUACAAGAAGUUAUGGUAUGCCUGUGCUAAUUUUCAGAAACUCGAGGACGCCACUACGGGUAAUCCAAUUGUGCAACUAGACAUGGAUGAUGUCUGGAACAAUCUUAUGAAUUUGCGCAGCCAGCUGGAGAGUUCCCUGCAGGACUUCAACGAGAAACCGGAGAUCAUGGAAGUGGCCCGCACAUUCAUUAAAAAGAUUGACAACUUUGUGCCCAUCUAUAAUAGCAUUCAGGAUCUACGAAACGAGAAUUGGAUGCAUGUCCAUUGGGUAGAGUUGGGCCAAGUCUGUGGCAACGACAUCAAGUACUCAAUUGCAAUGAACUAUCAGUAUUUAAUACGCAAGAACAUUCUGGACUUUCUACCCCAAGUCCAUGCCAUUUCGGAGCGAGCCAAUAACGAGGCGGAGGAAAUCCGACGUGCCAUCGAGGAGGAGGAGCGACGAAAGCAGGCAGAGAUAGAUGCCAUCCUGUUGCGCAAACAGUUGCGAAAGUGUCGCCGGGACAUACUUUAAUUGUGACGAUCUUCAUUUAUAUUUUUUAAACGGAGCAUUCAAUAAUUGCUCUGCCAUGUGUUCUUUCAUAUAAAAUGUACAAUUUCUUAGUUUUGUUUUUUUAGAUUUUGCGCUUAAAAUAGUUUGUUUUCACUGUACUUGGGUACAAUAAAUGG